Messenger RNA from Cuscuta epithymum, 677 nucleotides. The record is from the annotation of a GenBank genome assembly. NCBI's taxonomy places the organism in Eukaryota, Viridiplantae, Streptophyta, Magnoliopsida, Solanales, Convolvulaceae.
AAGAGAGUGAUUAGAAAUGUGUUAAAAAAAGUGAAUGCAUCAUUUGGGGAGCAAUUUAAUAGACUGAGAGACUAUGCACACGAGUGUAUUAGGUCCAAUUUUGGGAGCACUGUGAUAGUAAAGACACAGAGGGUGACUGAAGACGGUCCAGAAGUAUUUAAGAGGAUGUAUGUAUGCUUUGGGGCACUGAAAAGAGGGUUUUUAGCAGGGUGUCGUAGGGUAAUUGGGCUUGAUGGAUGUUUUUUAAAAGGCAUGCUUAAAGGGGAGUUGUUGACUGCAAUUGGUAGGGACGCAAAUAAUGAAAUGUACCCUAUAGCUUGGGCUGUGGUAGAGAUAGAGAACACGGACUCUUGGAGAUGGUUUCUCGAUUUACUUAAGCAUGACCUUGACAUCAACAACACGCAUCAUUGGACUUUGAUGAGUGAUCAACAGAAAGGUUUGGUGAAUGUGAUCAAGGAGUUAUUUCCUAACUCUAAGCAGAGAAACUGUUGCAGACAUAUUCAUGCUAAUUGGAGUAAGAAGCACAGAGGCAAGGUGAUGAAAAAUCAUUUCUGGAUAUGUGCAAGGUGCACCACAGAAGCAGAUUUUCUUGAGCAAAUGAAUGCUCUUGGAAAGGUCAAUGAUGCAGCGAAAACUGAUUUAGAAGUGUACGAUCCCCGUCAAUGGUGCAAGGCAUU